Molecule: messenger RNA, 1356 nt
Organism: Rotaria sp. Silwood1
Lineage: Eukaryota; Metazoa; Rotifera; Eurotatoria; Philodinida; Philodinidae
Source: the annotation of a GenBank genome assembly
AUGACACAAACUUGGGCUGAAUUAUUACGUGUUGCUGAUAAAAAUAGUCGAUCUGCUGCUCAAGAACUUGAAGAACAACGUCGAAAACGUGAAAAAUUAAAUCAACAAGCUGAUAAAUCUCGACCAGUUAAUGAUGCAGCAAUUAAAAUGAUUCUUGAACGACGACGUCAAGCACAAGAACAAGAAAAAUUAGCUGAAGAACAACGUUUAAAAAGAGCUAAUGAAUUAAAAAAACAACAAAAAGCAAUACUUCAAUCAAAAACACAACAACAACAACAAAAACUUACACAACCAAAACCAUCUAUCAAUGCACCUAUUAAACCAUCAAAUGAUGUUAAAAAAGAUGCACCAAUUGUUUCUUUUGAUGAUCUUAUGCGUUAUGCAUCACUCAAAGCUAAUAAACAACCAAUACCAAAAGAAUUAGCUCAUGUUGUUAAAUCACUUCGUACAAAUAACUCACAAAAAUCAUCAUCCAAUUCUAUUAAUUCAACAUCAUCGAAAAAUAUUGUUUCUACAUCUAAAUCAUUACAAACUAUAACUAAUCGUAAAAAUCCUAUAUCUUCAAAAACAACAACAACAACAACAGUAACAAAAACCAGUACAGCAACUAAACCAUCUAUAACAUCAAAAUCUAAUAAAAAUCAACCAAAAUCGAAUACAUUAAGUUCAUCAUCGAACAAUAUAAAACCAUCGAUCAAGCCUACAUCAUCAACAAAUGUACAAAAACCAAUACAAAAUCAAACAGUGAAUGGACAAAAAAAUACACAAAAUCAAAUGUUCAAAGUACAAAGACUGCCAACAAAUGGUCAACGACCAACAUCAUCAAACCAAACAACAAAUGGCCAAAGACCAAUACCUUCCAAUCAAAUAACAAAUAGCCAAAGACCAAAACUACCAACUCAGAUGACAAAUGGUCAAAGAUCAAGAUUACCAAAUCCAACAGUAAAUGGACAAAGACUAAUACCACCAAAACGAAUGAUGAAUGGACAAAGACCACCAAUGUUACCAUCUCGAAAACGUCCUAUUCUCGAUACGGAUGAUGAAGAAGAUGAUGAAGACAUGCGUGAUUUUAUUGUGGAUGAUGACAAUGAUGAAUCUGAUUAUGAAAGAGAACUUCAAGAAACUUUAAAGAAAAAUUUUGGUUUUGAUAAAAAUAAAUAUCAUGGAAGAUUUUUACUUGAUGAUGAUGAUGAAGAUGAUUUAAGAAAUAUGGAAUCAUCAUUUGAUCGAAUAGAAAAAGAAGAAGAAUACAGUCGACGACAAGGUCUUCAAGAAGAUAUUGAAGAUAUUUUACGUGAAGAAGCUGAAAAAAAGAGACGUGCACAAAUAAAAAAACGUCCUAAAACAGCUGCAUAA